UUGAUUGCUCUCAAGUUGGUGGAGCUGGACGGAAGGUCUGAGCGUGCGGUGUUGCGAGGUCUGUUACAAGCCGAGAGAGCGCAAGGGGCGUCAUAGGGGACGGCGUAAGAGCUGGGGACACUGCCGCCUGCAGGUUGUGUCCGCGCCAAGUCCGACCUGACCAGUGGACGGUCCCUGCACCACUCUGUGGAAAGAAGCUCUGAUGGCGGUGCCUGCCCUGAAGGACCCCGGUCAGAGCCGUGUGACCUUUGAGGAUGUAGCUGUGUACUUCUCCCAGGAAGAAUGGUGUCUUCUUGAUGAGGCUCAGAUACAACUGUACCUUGAUGUCAUGUUGGAGAACUUUGCACUUGUAUGCAUGCUGGGUUCUUGGCCUGGAGCUGGGGAUGAAGAGACACUUUUUGAACAGAGCAAAUCGGUAGGAGUGUCACAGAUUGGGACUCCCAGGGCAGAUUCGUCUGCUGAGAAUGUCCAGCCCUGUAAGAUAUGCAUCCUGGUCUUGAGAAACAUUUUGCACUUGACUGAAGAGCAGGGAACAAAUAGUGGACAGAAAGCAUACUCAUGUGGGACACAUGGAAAACAGUUCUGUUUCACUGCAGACAUUCAGCAGCACCAGAAGCAGCACACGAGAGAGAAUCUUUUACAAUAUGUUAAGGGGAAACUCUCAUUUUUGAAGAGCUGCACAAUCCAUGCAUCAGGAAGUCUCUCCCCAUACAGUGAGAUUGGGAAGGAAUUCGUGGCCAACAUGGGAGUUCAGCCACAGAUAAAAAACACCAGGAAUCAACAAAACAACAGUAAGGAGUGUGAAACUGUUUUUCACAGUGGAAAAAGUCAUCAGAGCUGGGGAGAAGGCAAGAAAGCCUCCAGCCGCACAGACAUACUUGUUCAAGAUGAGAGAAUCCUCACUAGUGAACGGUCUUGUGAGUUCACAGGCGGCACUCACAAAAGUAACCAUGUUCAGCACCAGAAAGGUCACAUUAGACAAAGGUCUUCCGAGUGCACUGAAUGUGGGAAAUCCUUUGGCCAAAGAAAGUAUCUCAGGAUUCAUAGGCGAAUUCACACUGGAGAAAGGCCUUAUCAGUGCAAGGAAUGUGAUAAAUCUUUUACCUAUAAGAACCGUUUCAUUGGACAUCAGAGAAUUCAUACUGGAGAAAGGCCAUAUGAAUGCACUCAAUGUGGAAAAUGUUUUACCCAUCAAUCCUCUUUCUAUGUACAUCAAAGAAUUCACACUGGAGAAAGGCCUUAUAAGUGCAAUGAAUGUGGGAAGUCUUUUAUCAACAACUCCAAUUUCCAUAGACAUCAGAGAAUUCACCAAGGAGAAAGGCCUUAUACGUGUAAUGUAUGUGGGAAAUCUUUUAUAACUCUGGCUGGCAUCCGAUAUCAUCAGAAAGUUCACAACGGGGGAGUGCUGAAUAAGAGCAGUGACUCUGGGACAUCCUUUAAUCAAAUGCAGCAACUCAGUUCCAGUAGGAAAAUCCACACUGGAGAAAAGCCUUAUGAGUGCAGUGAAUGUGGGAAAUCUUUUACUGCCAGCUCUAGCCUUUGGUAUCAUCAGAGAAUUCACAGUGGAGAAAGGCCUCAUGAAUGCAGUGAAUGUGGGAAAUCUUUCAUUGUUAGGUUGAGCCUUCGCAAUCAUCAGAGAGUUCACACUGAAGAAAGGCCUUAUAAGUGCAAUGAAUGUGGAAAAUGUUUUACUAGCAGUUCGAGCCUUCUUCGUCAUCAGAGAGUUCACAAUGGAAAAAGGCCUUAUGAGUGCAGUGAAUGUGGGAAAUCUUUUACUGCUAGCUAUGGCCUUCGGUAUCAUCAGAGAGUUCACAGUGGAGAAAAACCUUACGAGUGCAGUGAAUGUGGGAAAUCUUUUACUGCCAGCUCUAGCCUUCGGUAUCACCAGAGAGUUCACAGUGGAGAAAAACCUUAUGAAUGCAGUAAAUGUGGGAAAUCUUUUACUGCUAGCUAUGGCCUUCGGUAUCAUCAGAGAGUUCACCAUUGAGAAAAACCUUAUAAGUUCAGUGAAUGUGGGAAUCUUCUACUGCUAGCUCUGGCCUUCAGUAUCAUCAGAGUUCACAGUGGAGAAAGGCCUCAUGAAUGCAGUGAAUGUGGGAAAUCUUUCAUUGUUAGGUUGAGCCUUCGCAAUCAUCAGAGAGUUCACACUGAAGAAAGGCCUUAUAAGUGCAAUGAAUGUGGAAAAUGUUUUACUAGCAGUUCGAGCCUUCUUCGUCAUCAGAGAGUUCACAAUGGAAAAAGGCCUUAUGAGUGCAGUGAAUGGGAAAUCUUUUACUGCUAGCUAUGGCCUUCGGUAUCAUCAGAGAGUUCACAGUGGAGAAAAACCUUACGAGUGCAGUGAAUGUGGGAAAUCUUUUACUGCUAGCUCUAGCCUUCGGUAUCACCAGAGAGUUCACAGUGGAGAAAAACCUUAUGAGUGCAGUAAAUGUAGGAAGUCUUUUACUGCUAGCUGUGGCCUUCGGUAUCAUCAGAGAGCUCACCAUUGAGAAAAACCUUAUAAGUUCAGUGAAUGUGGGAAAUCUACUGCUAGCUCUGGCCUUCAGUAUCAUCAGAGUUCACAGUGGAGAAAGGACUUAUGAAUGCAGUGAAUGCAGGAAGUCUUUUAUUAAUAAGUCCAGUCUUUUUGAUCAUCAGAGAAUUCACACUGGAGAAAGGCCUUUUGAGUGCAGUGAAUGUGGGAAAUCUUAAUAGUGGAUCAGGUCUAUUUGGUUAUCAGAGAGUUCACACUGGAGAAGGGGACUUAUGAAUGCAGCUAAUGAGGACAGCACUAGCGUUGGAGUUGGGGGUGGGUAACAGCAUGGGAGGCCACAAGUGCAGUCAUCAGGCAGCAAAUGGACUAUUUCUAGGGAGGAAUUUGAGGCACAGAGAGGCUGUGUUUUCUAAUUAUUACCUCCCAGCAAUGGACAGAUAUUCGGGAUUCAGUGUCAGGUUGCCUAUUUUCAGGACAAGAGAAGUCUGGUCACUGUAAUCUUCUUUCCCUUCCAACCCAGCUUUGGGAACUCAAAGAAGACCUAAUCAUCCUCUGCCCCCAUCCUCAGCUCAUACACUGCGCUCCAUGCUCAGUGGUCAUGACUAUCCACUGAAAAGCAACAUUCAUGGCUUUCCUGUGAAUGAAUGAUCCCAUUAUCUACCUAGUAAUGCUCUGUUCCCAGCACCUCCGUCCCACAGCAUUGCACUGGGUUUAGCACAGCCAGGAGUGAAGAAGAGACUUGUAUGAUACUGUAUGAUAUCUCUUAUGUGCAAUUUUAAAACAAUACAAAAUAAUACACAUGCAAAACAGAAACAAACUCAGGUUUAGGGGCUUCACUGGUGGCUCACUGAUAAAGAACCUGCCUGCCAGUGCAGGAGAUGUGGGUUCAAUCCUGGGUCAGGAUGAUCCUCUGGAGAGGAAAUGGCAACCCACUCCAGUAUUCUUGCCUGGAGAAUCCCGUGGACAGGGGAGCCUGGUAGGCUACAGUCCAUGGGUUCUCAAAGAGUUAGACAUGACUUAGCAACUACACAGAUGUAGAAAACAAACUAAUGGAUAUCAAAGGAGAGACAAAAGUGUGAUAGAACAAAUGAUGUGUAUGGGAUUAAGAGAUUAAAAACUCCUAUUUAUAAAACAGCAACAGGUUUAUAUUGUAUCAGAUAAAGAAUUAUAGCUAUUAUUGUAUAAUAACAUUUGGUGGAGUAUAAUCUGUAAAAUACUGAAUCACUGUGCUGUACACCUGAAACUAGCAUAAUAUUGUAAAUCUACUGCAAUUAAAAAUAAAAAAAUUUAAAAAUUAAAAAAUAAACAGGUGAAUUUUCCACAGAGAAUUGUUAAUAUUGUAUUUUCUGGAUGGUACAAACCACCAGACAUUUAAUAAAGGGAGUUUCUAUAAAAGUGAUUUGUAGUAUUUAUGAGAUGAUCAGUCAGGUGUGGCUAUAAGGAAAAAACAACAACAGGAAAACAUUGAUGCUCACAGAUCCUGGAAACACAUGGGAAGGUUAUCAGGGUAGUCAUGAGACAUAAGGCAGGAGUGGGAAGUGUUCAGACCACUGUCUGCUAAGGUUCUAUGGGAAAGGCCUGGCAGAGAGGGGUAAACACCUUAGGAUUGCUUGCUUUGAAUAACUUUGGACUUCAUGCUAUAGGGGUGGCCUCUAGUUGCCUGGUGCCUGGUGCUGUGAUGAUGAAGGAAGAGAAACAUUGCCUCCAGGGGUGUUCAGCCAUGUGGAGGAUGUGUGGCUCUUGAUUGUUAAGUUUGUUUUCACAGAGAGGCAGGACAAAUUUGAGUAUCACAUGAGGAGCUAGUAUAUUUUGCUAUAUGAGAAAGAAAUAGUCACUUGGCUGCUUAACCACAUGUGCCAUGUCACUUUGGCCAUGACCUCUCUGGCUACUGAUAAUGGGCAUGGGGACUAGAAAUAAAAAUGCCAGUCAGGGCUUGCAGCUAUUAUGAAUCAGUGGCCUACCUGAGAUGAAUUUCCUUCAUUUCAUAAACAUUCCUGAACGGGAGGUGUCUGGUGGGGGAACAAAGCGGAUCCUGUCCCUGUGGUGUAAACAAGCACGUGGUAACAAAUUGUAUCUCCCAGUUUGAUGUUUCUUUCCAUUUUCCCAGGACACCCUACUAGAUAAUGAAGCAUAAUUAGGUUAAUUAAUUACCAUAUAACAAGUUUUUCACUCUUAGCAAUAGAAGGCAGGAAUAUACUCCUUAACCAUUUUACCCCCAGGAUGUAGCAGAAAAGAAUAAAAAUUAAUUUUAAAAA
This is a messenger RNA of Cervus elaphus (red deer), 4725 nucleotides long. RefSeq names its product zinc finger protein 211-like. Gene Ontology annotation, biological process: regulation of DNA-templated transcription. The transcript is spliced from 3 exons. The record is from RefSeq and is a predicted model, not a curated record. The coding region runs from base 203 to 1987 and encodes 594 amino acids. Lineage: Eukaryota; Metazoa; Chordata; Mammalia; Artiodactyla; Cervidae.